UAUUAUUGAUGAACUACAUGAAAAAUCUAAAAUUAAAGAUAAUAGAAUUAAUAAAAUUGGUAAUACCUGGAUCCAUCAAGAAGGACCAAGAUUGGAUCAUGCAGAUUAUCUAAACGACAAGAUUGAAGUUCGUAUUGCAGAAGGAAAAGGAAGAGGUUGGUUUGCCAAACAAGAUAUUCCAGAGCAUACCCUUUUGAUUUCCUCUAAACCGUUUGAAAUUGCAUACUACGAUGAAGCACCUGAGCAUACACAAUCUAUAAUUUCCAAAAUUGUACCACCAGGUUGUAUUAUUGACUCAUCUGUAGUAGUAGGAGUAGAAUUAAUGAUUCGUAUCACUCAAAAACUUUUAGUAGAACCAGAACGUUGUCGUGAAUUUUAUCAAUUGUAUUGUGGACCGAACUUAGUACCUAUGGAAAAACUUAAUGAAGAGAUGUUAUAUUGUGUGGAUGUUAAUAGAAUUAUGAAAAUUUUUGCAUACGAUAGUUUUGAGCAAAUUGAUAGAACAAAUAAUAUUAAAC
Racocetra fulgida is the source of this 518-nucleotide messenger RNA. NCBI's taxonomy places the organism in Eukaryota, Fungi, Glomeromycota, Glomeromycetes, Diversisporales, Gigasporaceae. The record is from the annotation of a GenBank genome assembly.